Molecule: messenger RNA, 702 nt
Organism: Paracoccidioides brasiliensis Pb18
Exons: 2
Coding region: 1-702 (233 amino acids)
Source: RefSeq, a predicted model, not a curated record
AUGAAUAUAGAGGCAACAAAAGGAGAUUUGACUGAUCUUUCCCGACGUGCAUUUGAGCUCUGGCAACGACUCCCGGUCGAGAGAACAGAGAGACAGAUGGAGGAUGGAUUUGCUGGAGAGAGAGGGAGAGAGCGGGUCCAAAAACAAUGGGCCGACCCAAGUGAAUUUAAAGAGGCGAACGACGUCCGCUGGGACUUCUUGGGAUUUGGACAGGCCGGAGAGAUCAGGACAACAGUGCGCAAUGACGGCUGUCUGUCAAGACUGUUCUCUGAGAGCAAGCGAUGGGAUAUAGAAAUAGUAGAAAUGGUCGAACUGGUCAAGGUGAUGGAGACUGUUUCGUGUGCAGUUGAAGCGGAGAAGAAAGAAAAAGGAAGAAAAAAGAGAACAGAAGAGGUUGGGAGCAAAAAAAACAGCAGGGGGGCCACGAACAGGCCGGAAAGGCAGGAAAAUGUUGGUGUGUACGGUAUGUACGGUAUGAACAAAAUGGACGGAAUGUUCAAGUACCCCAAUACCACAAGCGAAGGACGUAAUAUUACGCCAAUUAGCCGGGGGUGGGGUUUGGGUGGCGGCGUGGGGUUAAUUAAGACAGAGUGCGUGGGCCUUGACUUCAACCCAACAGCUGCUAUGUUACUCAUUUGGCCUAUUGUCAACCCUCUGAUCCCCUGGAACAGCCCAGUCCAUCCCCAUCCAGCUGCUCGAUGA